This is a messenger RNA of Pieris rapae (cabbage white), 1452 nucleotides long. RefSeq lists its product as uncharacterized. The transcript is spliced from 5 exons. NCBI's taxonomy places the organism in Eukaryota, Metazoa, Arthropoda, Insecta, Lepidoptera, Pieridae. The record is from RefSeq and is a predicted model, not a curated record. The coding region runs from base 390 to 1373 and encodes 327 amino acids.
AUAAGAAUAUAACUGGUAAACAUACAUCACUAAACUUCUCGUUUCUACUUCCGAGUUCUGACUUUUAACUAGACUUCUAAGUUCUAAGUGCGAACUGCGAAGUGCCUGACUUUUGAUUAGUCACUUAAGAGUUAAGACCUUGGUUAUUGGUAUUUGGUAUGAUUGUCUACACUGAACACUCUACGUGCAUAGUGAUUAAAAAUAGCAUUAUAAACAGUAAUUCUUUUAAUAAAAAAAAAUAAGUUGCUGCGAACGCAAUGUUUCAACAUUUUUCCAUAUUAUUUCCCAUGUAAUUUUAUUGAAAUCUGUCAGGAAAAUAAUUAUCUCCUUAAUUCUUUUUAAUAUUCAAGCAACAAUUAAGUAACAACUUAUUCGUAUUAUUGGUAGAAAUGGGUGAAAUUAUUGAAAUUUCUACAAGACAAAACCACCAAAGAAGAUUUUAUAAAUUUACCAAUAUGUGUGUUAUAUUUUCUAUUAAAGGAAAUUCUGGGUAUGCUAUGAUUGGUUUAGCCGAUCAAAUUGGAUUCUUUAAUAUUAAUCAUUGGGUUUUUAUAGAUAGAAAUGGUCAGAGUGGAGUCUGUGAAUUCAAUGAAAUAAUUCUUACGACACCAACACCUGGCAUCUUGGAGGAGGAAAAACAUCAUAAGUUUUGCCUUACUUGGUAUGGUAGUAAAGUUGAGUUAAACAAAUUUGGGGAAUCUGAACCAAUAUUUUCCAAAGAAAUUAAAAAAAAAAAUUUAAAGUUUGUCACAUUUUUUGGCCAAAAUCAAAGGAAUACUUUACAGUGGAAGGUUUUGUUACCACCUAAUAUCGAGAGGCCUUUUUUAAAACCAAUUAUAGGUGGCAAACCAUAUUGGGUGCCAUAUGAUGGUGAAUUGCCGUAUGGUGCAAUAAUAGGAGGGUUUGAGAAUGAAUUCUUAUAUAUAAUGAGAGCACCACAUGUAGGAUCAUUAACUCCUGGAAAGUUUGUACCAUCUAUGAAAUGUGGAUUUGUAGGCUGGGGGGGACAUUCACAUUUAAAAACAGAGUUUGAGAUUCUUUGUGCCCAUGAUUGUGUCUGGGUACCAACAAAACAAUCGGUAAUACCAGCAGGAGCCAUUUCUGCAGGAUACACCGAAUACGGCCCAGAAACAAUGUACAUUGGUCGUGUAAAACAGGAUGGCCAUAUAAUACCAGGUAAAGUGGCACCAACACAUUGUGUUUGUUACUUUGCCUAUGGUGAACAAGAAGCAUAUGAAACUUAUUAUGAUAUAUUAGUUGGCCCAUACUCAAGUCCUAGGUGUAGUAAUACUCUUGAACCACAAUAUAAAGAAAGAUAUGAGUUUUAUGAAGAAAAUUACAGAUCUGAUGAGGAUGAAUAUGAUGAUGACUAACUAUGAUAACGAGAAAAAAAGAAAACUAUGUAUAAACAUUGUUAAUAUUUUGAGAAUAUAAAAUAAAAAAAUAUUUUAA